Molecule: messenger RNA, 1149 nt
Organism: Hirsutella rhossiliensis
Lineage: Eukaryota; Fungi; Ascomycota; Sordariomycetes; Hypocreales; Ophiocordycipitaceae
Product: subtilase family domain-containing protein
Exons: 4
Coding region: 1-1149 (382 amino acids)
Biological process (GO): proteolysis
Molecular function (GO): serine-type endopeptidase activity
Source: RefSeq, a predicted model, not a curated record
AUGCAUCCGUUCAUUUUUACUAUUCUGCUUCUCGCGUUUAGCGCCCAGGUCCCAUCCACCCUGGCUGAGCCCGAGGCGCUGGCGCCUUUCCCAACAGCAGGUGACGAUAAAGUUAUCAUCCCCGAGACAUAUAUCGUUGUUUUAAAGACCGGCACCAAUACCUCCGUCCGUGACGAUAUCCUCGCCAAGCUAUCCGACGAACCUGACCACGUCUAUGAUAAAUUCCUCAAUGGCUUUGCCAAAUCUCUAAGCGAGACAGAGGUUGAAUUGCUCCGCAAUAACCAACAUGUUGAUUACAUUGAAGAGAACGCUGUCCUGCUUGCUUCCGGCACAGUCGUGCAACCCGACGCUGGCAACUACGUCUAUCACAAGAGCGCUGGUAAGGGAACCUGCGCCUAUGUGCUAGACACUGGUAUCUACGAUAAACACCCUGACUUCAAGGGCCGCGCGAAGCAGAUCAAGUCCUUCGUCAAGGGGCAGGAUACUGACGGUAGUGGCCAUGGCACGCAUAUAGCAGGCAUUAUUGGCAGCGCUACAUAUGGCGUAGCCAAACGGACCAGGAUCUUCGGAAUUAAGGUGCUUAAUGAUUCCAACAGGGGCAAUGUUGCGGAUGUCAUCAAGGGUAUCGAGUUUAUCGAGGAGCACAAAAAAAAGCACAGCUGCCCGAAUGGCGUGGUUGUCAGCUUCGCGAUGGGAGAUCGUAAAUCGCGGAGCUUGGACCAGGCGGCAGCGAAGCUUAUUGAAACCGGCGUCUUUGUCGCUGUCGCAGCCGGCAACUCUAAUACCCCUGCAGACAGAUACUCGCCGGCCUCGGAGCGAAGCGUAUGCGUCGUUGGCGGCAUGCAGAAGAACGAUGCGUUGCUUUAUAUGGAUGAGUCCUUUGCCUCCAACUUUGGCUCGGCUGUCGAUAUCUUCGCCCCCGCUAGGGAGAUCAUCUCGACGAGCAACAGCGGAAAGACGAAGUCUUAUUCGGGCACGUCCCAGGCUGCAGCUUUUAUCGUUGGCCUCGCGGCGUAUCUCGGCACACUGGAUGGUCUGUCAGGCACUGCGGCACUAUGUAAUCGAAUCCGCCAGCUAGCAACGAAGGACGCCAUUGUCGACCAGCGUAGUGACACCGUUAGCCUACUGGCCUUUAACGGCGCGACCUAG